AAAGGAGGAAAAGACACAAAAAGAAUCAGCUGCAAUGCCUGUAACUUGUCACAUCCAUAUCUGGCCCUUAAGGUAUCAACCACCACCAUCCCUAUCUUCCACCCUCUGAUCAAACCCAAACGCACCCAAUCCAACCCCCAAAAAGAAGAAAAAAAAAAUUCAAAACUUGUGAUUUUAACUCAUUUGCCCCAAAAUCUCUCUUUGGUCUUCCUCCAAUGGACAGCAACCAGCAAGGUCAGUCAUCUUACCCACCUCAGCAUCCCACUUCUGCUAUUACCCCUUCUCCUUCCUCCACCACCACCACCGCCACUCCUCCUCCUCCGCCUCCUUUCCACCACCUCCUCCAACAGCAGCAUGAGCAACUCCAUAUGUUCUGGAAUUACCAACGCCAAGAAAUUGAGCAAGUCAACGACUUCAAGAACCACCAACUCCCUCUGGCCCGCAUCAAGAAGAUCAUGAAAGCGGAUGAAGACGUCCGCAUGAUCUCCGCUGAGGCUCCCAUUCUCUUCGCCAAAGCUUGUGAGCUUUUCAUUUUGGAACUCACCAUCCGCUCUUGGCUUCACGCCGAGGAGAACAAGCGACGGACGCUUCAGAAAAACGACAUCGCUGCGGCGAUUACGAGGACCGACAUUUUCGAUUUCUUGGUGGAUAUUGUGCCCAGGGAUGAGAUCAAGGACGAGGCUGGUUUGGGUGGGAUGGUGGGGGCCACCGCUGGUGGGGUGCCCUACUUUUAUCCUCCCAUGGGUCAGCCUGCUGGGGGUCCUGGUGGGAUGAUGAUUGGGAGGCCGGCCGUCGACCCCACGGCUGGUAUUUUUGCCCAGCCUCCUUCCCAGGCUUGGCAGAGUGUUUGGCAGACGGCUGGGGCUGAGGAUGGGUCGUUUGGCAGUGGAGGUAACAGAGGUCAGGGGAAUCUUGACGGACAAGGCUAAGCAAUUCAUUGGUCCAAUAUGGUGCUCAGUGGUGUGGCAAAUGUAUGGAGCUCCGGUGAUCUACUAGGAAUUUUGCUUGCAUAUGAUUUAUGAAUGCACCUAUCUGCUAUUGUUUAUGAAAGCUACUUUAAAUAUGGAGUUCUUUAGAAACUUCUCAAAGACCUUUACUCAUUUAGUGUAGCGAAACAAUUUCUUGCUGCUAUGACUCGCCUAAUCAUAUCUAGUGUGCAGUUCUGGAUUGAUUAUCCCCUUAUGUUCUCAUGUGUUCAUAUGCUUUUCGAUCACUAGUGGGUUUCGCAUCCGAAACUCCUUCCUGAUCUACUAAAAGUUCAAAGAACAACAUUUCUCCCUGUUAGAACCCCUGCUGAAUUUUUUUCUGGUAUUUUCAUUCUUGUGUGAAAGAACCCUGAUCCAUAUCUCCGUUUGCUCUCAAAGCUCAGACCCUAAAACACAGAAAUUAACACUUGAGCUUUAUAAUUGAUGAGAGCAACAGAAGGGAACAAGUUAAGAACAUCAACCAGAAGUUUGGUCCAAUGUAAGCUUUGUUCAUGAUUAGUUGGUAAAGCGUGACCAAAUCCCCCGAGUGACAUUGUAGUUAUAGUAAGGCCAUAGUUUGUUUACGGCCCAACAUGUCAAAAGAGCCUUUAAUCUGGGCCCAAAAUGGUCCAGAUAUAGAAAAUGCUGUCUAAGGGGCCCAAAAUUGUGGGCAGCCAUCGGCCCAUGGGCACCUACAAUUUAUGGAUGAUUUGGUCUCAAAAUAGCCAAAAUUGGCUUCCAAAUUUGAUUCAGAAAAGUCUCCUCAGACGACUAUGAAUUAUCUAUCCACUACC
Durio zibethinus is the source of this 1759-nucleotide messenger RNA. Its product is annotated as nuclear transcription factor Y subunit C-1-like. The record is from RefSeq and is a predicted model, not a curated record. Lineage: Eukaryota; Viridiplantae; Streptophyta; Magnoliopsida; Malvales; Malvaceae. Gene Ontology annotation, cellular component: nucleus. Gene Ontology annotation, molecular function: DNA-binding transcription factor activity, RNA polymerase II-specific; RNA polymerase II cis-regulatory region sequence-specific DNA binding; protein heterodimerization activity. Gene Ontology annotation, biological process: regulation of transcription by RNA polymerase II.